Molecule: messenger RNA, 2379 nt
Organism: Hibiscus syriacus
Lineage: Eukaryota; Viridiplantae; Streptophyta; Magnoliopsida; Malvales; Malvaceae
Exons: 3
Coding region: 451-2223 (590 amino acids)
Source: RefSeq, a predicted model, not a curated record
AAAUCAUAAACACUUCAAAAAGAAAAAGAAAAAAAGAACAGUGCAAAUCUUUUCCCUUUCUUUUAUUUUCUCCAUCAAAUCUUUUGACAAUUUUUGUUGUUGACAGCUGCCCACUUCUCGAAAAAACUCUUUCUUUCUGCAAAAUCCCGAAGAAGAAGAAGAAGCAUAAGAAGAAUCUUUGAUUGAUUUGUCACUUUCUUUGCUUUUCUUUGAUGAAUUUUAGGCAACAAGUUUGGGAGGAGCUUACCUAAAAAGAAAAGAUGGCUAAUCUUUAAUAGCUUUUCUUCCUCUUGAGAUAUUUCGUUUUUUUAAAAAAAAACUUUCCAUUCCUUGAAACAAUAAAAAAGAUCUUCGAUUUUUUCCUGAGAUCUUGAAUGAGAUCUGGAAUACAUCAAAAUUUCGAAAUUGGGUCAUCGAGAUUCUUGUGAAAAUAAAUAUAUAAAACCUACAAUGUCAUGGCAACAACACCAUGGUAAGAUAAGAAAACGAGGUAGUUCAUCGUCUUCUUCUUCUUCUUCAUCACUGAUCCGAGACUACAUAUUCAAGCGUGCAGUUUUGGUGGCGAAAAAAGCAGGAUCGACUACCCCUGUUCCUUCAUGGAUAACAGCUACAACGAAACCAGAGAUUGUUACACAAACCAGAGAAGCCCCAGUUUCUGCUAGAAAAUUAGCUGCCACUUUGUGGGAGAUUAAUACAAUUCCUUCCCCAGAAGCUAAGCAAGUAUUGGAGAAGAAAGAUAAGAGGAGAAAAGCCCCCAGAGUUUCAAAAAUGCUUCAUGUUUUGCCGCAAAAUUUGUCUGAUCCGUCUAAUAGUCCUUUUAUAGAGAAAAUGGAUCGAGGCAGAGUCAAAUCUCACAGGAAAAGAUCUUCAAUUGUUUCUCAAAAGCUUCAUGUUACUGACCGUACUUUCAUAGAGAUUGAUGAAGCUCAUUCUAGAGUCAAAAUUCAUGGUGGAUGCAUAAUUGGGAUUAAAACUCGUUUAAAGGAUGUCAGUAAUUGCUUAGCCACUUCUAAAGAACUCGUUAAAGUUUUGAAUCGAGUUUGUGGUCUAGACGAUAAACAUUCGUUGAGCAUGUCAUUAGUCUCUGUAUUAUAUGUUGAACUCGAUCGAGCUGGAAUCCAUGUUGAUCAAUUGAUUCGAGAGCAACGAUCAAAUUACGAUGGAAUCGAGCAUCUCAUGCGGCAUUUUGCCGAAGAAAAGGCCACUUGGAAGAGGAACGAGCGCGAGAGAAUCCGUGAUGCCGUAGCGUGCAUUGCCGAAGAGCUCGAGGUGGAGAAGAAACUCAGGAGGCAAACUGAGAGAUUGAACAAGAAGCUCGGGAAAGAAUUGGCUGAUACGGCGGCAUCACUGUCCGAGGCGAUGAAAGAGCUCGAAAGUGAGAAGAGAGCAAAAGAGAUUUUGGAGCAAGUCUGUGAUGAAUUGGCUCGAGGUAUCGGAGAAGAUCGAGCUACGGUCGAAGAACUGAAACGGGAGUCGGCUAAAGUGCAAGAAGAAAUGGAGAAGGAAAGGGAAAUGCUUCAAUUCGCCGAUGUAUUACGAGAGGAGCGAGUCCAGAUGAAGCUCUCCGAAGCUAAAUAUCAUUUCGAGGAGAAGAAUGCAGUAGUCGAAAUAUUGAGGAAUGAACUUGAGACCUACCUAGGAACCAAACUAAACGAAGAGAAUGUCGACGGUUCACUGAAUCUGCAGAGGAUCAAAGAGCUUGAAGCUUAUUUGAAGACGAUCGAUUUCGGUUCCGGCCAAAUGAUCAAGAAAGUUGCGGAUAAAGUCGAUGUUAUGGACGGAGAAGAGUGCGAAGCAGAUGACUCAACUGAUGGCGAUCUACGCUCCAUUGAAUUAAACAUGGACAACAAUGACAUGUGCUACAAAUGGAGUUAUGCUGGAGGAAAUUUACCCGAAGGCGGAUCAAAGAAGUUUCCGAUCGAAAAGGACAAUAAGGGGAGGAAAUCGCUUUCUGAGAUGAAGUAUCUUGCAUCGCAAGGUGAGGCACAUGAUUACGAAGAUGAGAUAAAGAGAUAUAGAUCUGUAAAGAGCCUUCGAGAUCACAUAUUAUCAAGUAACAAAAUAGCUCCUAUCCAAAGCUUUCCGAGUCCGACUCGGCAAUGGAGCCAGUCCAUGCACUUCGAGGAGGCCGGUGCCGGGGCUAGCUCCCUGGUGACGAAGGCGGAUGGUUGGAAACCUAAGCUUGUUGGCUCAAUAAGUGAAGGCCGUACUUCAGCAAGAUAAGAGGGAAGAAACUUGUUAUUUAUUUAUUUGUUUCUUUUUGUUUUCGCUUUCUUGAGUAAUGCUAUGUUGCAUUUUCAUGAAUUCAAAGGCUGUAAAAUAAAGUUAUGAAUUGCUAUAAUUUAUUAAUACAAUUGAAGAUCUUGAAAUUCUUUCAAA